Messenger RNA from Cynoglossus semilaevis (tongue sole), 3145 nucleotides. It is a transcript of the gene sidt2, whose product is annotated as SID1 transmembrane family, member 2. The record is from RefSeq and is a predicted model, not a curated record. Gene Ontology annotation, cellular component: lysosome; plasma membrane. Bases 560 to 3145 code for a protein of 861 amino acids. The transcript has 26 exons. Lineage: Eukaryota; Metazoa; Chordata; Actinopteri; Pleuronectiformes; Cynoglossidae. Gene Ontology annotation, molecular function: RNA transmembrane transporter activity; double-stranded RNA binding. Gene Ontology annotation, biological process: RNA transport.
GUUUGUCGCUGGGGGGCGACGUCGGCAUAGCUUUACUUACAUUGUAAACACUGCGGGAGAAAACCUUCCUGUACAAUGUUUUAACAGUCGCUCGCUAGGUGGACUGAGUUAAAAUAAAACUUGGAUCCGUUUUGAUCGCAUAAUCCGGGAAACUGGAACUAAACCCGGGUCUGAGGACGGGGAGCUGCACUAACCCAGCAUCCAUCGCAACAAUGCUAACGUUGCCAUCGUUAGUCAUGUCCAUACCAGGAUUUGGGGUUUUGUAAAGGAGCUGGGUGUCGCUGUCAUCUUACGGUCCUGAAACUUAACACUUGAUUUGACUGAUGCAAAUGUCAAUAGGAAGAGAGACAAGCCUUUAUUUGACAGAAAACACCCUGCUGGCGCAUUAGCUGGUCGGCUAACAUCUGCUGUUAUUGUUUCCCAGCAGUGGAAGUGACGCUUAGAAGAUUUCAUUGCUGUUGCCUCACGGGGUGGAGUUUUUAUUAGUUUUUGCCACUCAUGCUGGACUAGGUCUAAGUAUAUCGUGUGCCACUUCGAGAAAACGGUUCGAGACAACAAAAUGUUUUUCAGGAGCUGCUGGAAAUCUCGUCAUAAAAACAAACAUGGACCUGUCAGUUCUUGGAUCCGACCCGGAUUGGCUGCUGUCCUCUGCUUUUACGUGACCCAGUUAGCCUACAGCAGCGGGGCUGUGGUGGAGACAAAAAAUGUGAUCCAGAAAGAAGCAGAGUUUGAUGUGACCUACAAUGACACGGUUACCAGUGAAAAUCAGACCAUUUAUGCUUUUAAUCACACUAUCUCCAGGAAUAUGACGGAUGGAGUUCGCGUGUCCGUGGAUGUGCUGUGGCAGGGUUCGGAGAGUCCUACUCUGUUUGUGAUACGACAGAAACAAGCUGUGCUGUCUUUCCAAGUCCCUCUGAUCCUCAGAGGAUUGUACCAGAGGAAGUACCCUUACACUCAUGUGGGCCGAACACUGUGUCAGCCACCGACUCGGGCGCUCUCGGAAACCCAGUUUUUUUUUAUGGACGUAUCUACUCUGUCUAGUCAGGGUACAAACUACCAGCUUAGGGUUAGCCGAGUUGAAAGCUUCACCCUUGAGACAGACAAAAAAUUCAGCUUCACUGCAUCACCCUCCCAACCCCAGUACUUCAAGUAUGUGUUUCCAGAAGGUGUGGAUACUGUGAUAGUCAAGGUCAACUCUAACAUGACUUUCCCUUGCUCUGUGAUGUCCAUCCAGGAUAUCCAGUGCCCUGUCUAUGACCUUGACAACAAUGUGGCCUUUACUGGGAUGUACCAAACUAUGACCAAAAAAGGUGCCAUCACUGUGCAGAGAAAAGAAUUUCCUAGCAACAGUUUCUAUGUGGUAGUGGUAGUAAAAACAGAGGAUGAAGCAUGUGGCGGUCCACUCCGUUUUUACCCUCUGCAGCCCGAUGAGCUGAUUGAUGCCGGGAACCGCAGCAAGAUCCUGGAUGUGGUGGUUUCCCCGGCCAUCAGCUUUCAAGUGUAUGCGAUGGGAAUGUUGUUCUGUCUUGGAAUCUUCCUUUCCUUCUACCUAAUCACUUUACUGGUGGCCUGCGUGGAGAAUAAGCGAAGUAAAAAGAAAAGAGAUGAGUUCCAGAAGCCAGCUGACAUGUCGCCUGCAGAGACAGCCUCUCUGCUCGGGAAGAACGGAGAUGGGAAAACUCCGGUGUCACCGUAUGAAUAUGGCUCCUUUGCAGACAACGGCAGCACACUGAGCUCUGAGGCUAUCACCGACAGCGCCACCUCCACCGAUAACAACUAUGGAUAUUUGGGGCAGGACUUCUUUAAACGCAGACCAAUCGUCAGUCACCUUCACCACAUAGCCAUCCGUAUUGAACGAUCACUGGACAGCAUGGGGCGAAGCAGGCAGGAGUCUCUGAGCUCAGUGGAGGAGGACGACUACGACACGCUGGACGACAUCGACUCAGACAAAAACAUAGUCCGAACCAAGAAAUUUCUGUGCGUGUCCGAUCUUGCCCGCAAAGACAAAAGAGUCCUGAGUAAGAAAUAUCAAAUUUACUUCUGGAACAUCGCUACCAUUGCUGUGUUCUACGCACUGCCAGUGGUCCAGUUGGUCAUCACCUAUCAAACGGUGGUCAAUGUCACAGGGAACCAGGAUAUCUGCUUUUACAACUUCCUGUGCGCCCACCCCCUGGGAGCACUCAGUGCUUUCAACAACAUCCUCAGUAAUCUUGGUUACGUGAUGCUGGGACUCCUAUUUCUACUCAUUGUCCUCAGGAGAGACAUUGUCCACAACCGAGCUCUGGUCCGCAACGAACUUAAUGCUGUGGAAUGUGGUAUUCCAAAGCACUUUGGUCUGUUCUAUGCCAUGGGAGCCGCUCUAAUGAUGGAAGGUUUACUCAGCGCCUGUUACCACGUCUGUCCAAACUACACCAACUUCCAAUUCGACACAUCGUUCAUGUACAUGAUUGCUGGGCUGUGUAUGCUGAAGCUGUACCAGAAGAGACACCCUGACAUCAAUGCCAGUGCUUACACUGCCUACGCCUGCCUGGCUGCAGUCAUCUUCUUCUCCGUGCUGGGCGUGGUGUUUGGAAAAGGAAACAUGGUCUUCUGGAUCGUUUUCUCAGUCAUCCAUAUUCUGGCCACUCUCCUCCUCAGCACACAGCUUUACUACAUGGGAAGAUGGAGAUUUGACUCUGGUGUGCUGCGCAGGAUACUGAACGUCAUCUACACAGACUGUAUCAGACAGUGCAGUGGACCCAUGUAUGUGGAUCGGAUGGUUCUGCUCGUGAUGGGAAACAUAGUGAACUGGUCACUCGCUGCCUACGGCCUCAUAGAGAGACCCAACGACUUUGCCUCCUACUUGUUGGCCAUCGCCAUCUGCAACCUGCUACUGUACUGCGCCUUUUACAUCAUCAUGAAGCUGCGGAGUGGAGAAAGAAUCCAGUGUCUCCCGUUGGUGUUUAUCCUCCUCACCGCAGUGGUUUGGGGAUUUGCACUGUUCUUCUUUUUCCAGGGACUCAGUACCUGGCAGAAAACACCGGCAGAGUCUCGUGAGCACAACAGGGACUGUAUCUUGCUGUUCUUUUUUGACGACCAUGACAUUUGGCACUUCCUCUCUUCCAUCGCCUUGUUUGGAUCCUUCCUGGUAGGUUGUGUCUUCUGA